AUGCAUCGUCCGGGAUACAUACCCAAUCCCAAUAGCAACCCACCCAGGCUUCCGGCCGGCGUCAUUCCCUACAACAACUUUUUUCUGACGGCUGUCACAGCUGGUAGCCUCCCGCCGGGUGUCCGUGCUCCCGGCAACCUCGCACCGAAUCCACACCCUUCGCACGCAGCCAACGUCACGGCAAUCCGACCGCCUCAGCCAAACACCCACCAGGUAAACAACAACGCCAACAACGUCGUGCGUCUGGCGCCUCCGAAUGUGCCUCCGGCACCAACACCCUCGCUGCCCCUCCGACUCCUGAAACCGAACAAGGCGAUGCAGUCGAAGCAGACCACGCUGAACCCCAACAUGGUCUGCGCCAAGGAUCUGGCCAUCUACGCCAUGGCCAUUGCCAAGGGUCCUACGUCGUCGUUGGCUCAGCAGUUUCUGCCGGUGCGUCGUGUGGACGCGGAAACGGCGAUUGUGAAGGCGAUUAACACGGAUCUGUGCGCCCGCGACGCCCUCGGCAUCUACUCGGAGUCGCCGUUUCUGCGGCCGGUCGCGCUGCUGCGGCCGGUCAAGUUCGCCGCGCCCUCCAGCCUCCUCUACCAAUACCCCGACCCCGACAACAUGAUCCGCACGCUGCGCGACCUCGCCGAUCAGAAGGUCUCCUCUGUGCCGCUGAUGGCGGUCAUCUCCGGCAGCAAACCCAACGCCCUCACCCUGGGCUUCCACACGGACUACAUGAUCCACGUCUUCAACAUCGAACUGGACCUCAACCUCAUCGGCUUUCUCAACGAACAAGCCAAAUCGACGAACAAUCGAUUGGACAAGUAUCGAGUGGUGCUGCGUCUGGCCUGGGCCACACAAGGCCUCUACGUGCCCAAGUCCCCGCACAACUCCAACCGCGCCCUCGCCGCCGAAGUCCUGCCUCGUUGUCUGGCGGUGCGCGUGGCCCGUCGAAACGUCCCCCUUCCCGACCCCAUCUUCCACGGCGGACAGGCCACUAAACUCGGCCACCGGCUGCGCUUCUCCAUCGACAUCACGGACAAGAUCCCCAUUCGCGCCACCAACCUGGUGCGCACGCGGAACGUAGAAAUCGAGCUGACGUGGCUCCACGCUCCGCUGGAGGACCACGCGGCCCCCCUGCUCGAGGUGGUUGGUUCCGGUACCUGCUCCCCCAUCAUGAACCACGUGAUCAAUAUGCCCCUGGUGCAGGUCACCCUCGACCGUGUCCAGACCAUACCCCAGUUCGUGCGAGAGUUCUCCACCGCGGUGGCUGGCAAACCCUGCGACGUGGGCUUCCCAGCGAUGCCUUCUGCCGCCGAUAGCGUCUACGGCGGUUACCGUCUGCCCAAGUUUACUCCCGAUCAGCUGUUCGGCUGCUACGAUUUUUGUGCCUCUACCGAGAGAGUUAUAUCGGUUCCUAAAACAUUGGAAAUGCUCAAAAAGAAAAUAUCUUCUCAAGACGAUCUGCUCUGUGAUGAUUGGAUCCCAGUCACCCUGCUCUGUCCCCUCACCUUAACUCGAAUCGAAGUUCCCGUUCGGUCAGUAAAUUGUGAUCACCUUCAGUGCUACGACCUCGCUUCUUACCUGACAAUCAAUAAACAGCGUCCAAGGUGGACGUGUCCCGUUUGCAGUGGUCCCGCUCCUUUCCGCGACCUGAGGAGGGACGACUUCUUCCUGCAGUUGCUGCGCGACAAAUCAGUAGGCAACGCGGAGCGUCUUCAAGUGGACGCCGAUGGGCAUUGGCGCAGGGCCGUGGACACGGCAAGUGAGCUGGAGAACAGCAGUCGCCUGCGCCAAAACGGCCACGACCAGCGCGCCUCGGGCAGCGAGGCGAGGCGUUGCGAAGACGCCGGCGGAGAGUCGGCCAGCCCCUCGGACAGCGCUCUUCUCACGCCAAUCAAAACGGACCGUCAGGCAGCAGCGGCGGCGGCGGCCCCACGAAGCGGUGGUGUCGACACCUCGCCCUGCAUAAUCAUUCUCGACUCGGACGAGGAUGCGGAGGAGGAUGCGGCUACCGGUGUGCCUGAUCCUGCGCCCAUUCAUUCUCCACCUCCGCCGUCUUUCCCACCUGUGACGAAGCCUACAGCACCGCCGGUCUUCUUUGUUGAUUUGACCGCGAGCUCGGACGAGGAAGAAUCUCCACCCCAGCCGCCGGCGCCGCCACCACCACCACCACCCCCACUAAUACCUGUAAACCCCCCACCGACAGCAGUUCCGCACCGGCCGCCGCCUCAGCCAUCACCGAAGCAUCAAGCACCGACACCCCAACGCCAGAUUCUAGUCAUUCCAACACCUCAGUCGACAGACGCACCACCGGCCGUUCGGCAGCCAAGUAUUGCCGGCCUUGUGCCGCCCAAUCCGAACCCUGCUGCUCUCGACCUUCAAACCCGCUUGAUCGAGUCGCUGACCUCGCAGAGCAACCGGAUCGUGUUCCUACCUACCUCACAGUCUCUGCCCGCAACCGUCACUACUCCACCCACAACAGCAGUGGUGGCGCAGUCUCUCGAAUCCACGACAACGACCCCCGCCAAUCCGACGAGUAGCGGCAAGCGACCGACUGCCUCUUCCGCGUCCGCAAGCACCCACGGCUCCUCCGGCGGACGCUCCGCGAGCUCCAGCCGCUUCAAGGUCACCGCGAAGCGUCGAUGCACCGCCUCACCGCCGCCUCCACCACCUACGACGUCUGCUGCUGCUGCUGCUCCGUCAUCCAGCCAAUCCGCGUCAGCGCGGUUGCCCGACUCCACAGAGGUAAUGCCUGCUGCAGCCCAGAACCCCCAGCAUGUUCUCUUGUUCCUGCCUGCUUCCGUCUUCGAUCGACUCACUCAUAACCCCUGUACUAAGCAAUUAUAG
Molecule: messenger RNA, 2838 nt
Organism: Mesocestoides corti
Lineage: Eukaryota; Metazoa; Platyhelminthes; Cestoda; Cyclophyllidea; Mesocestoididae
Source: the annotation of a GenBank genome assembly